ACGGUAACAUCGUUACAAAAUGUCCGACGUUUCCCAUCAAAACGAUGUUUUAGAACCUCCUAGUUGUAAAAAAACUAAAAUUGACCGGCAAAAUGAGAACGGUGGUAGCGUAGAUCACUUAGAAUUGAAAGACUUUAUUGCAGAGAAAAUAUUGAAAAAUAAUACUAACAGUAAAACGGUGUGCAUUCAGGGAAAAUUUCGUGACAAAAGUGGCGUGGCUUUGGUUUUGUUAGAGAAAAAUGCUUUUAGAGAGGAGGAACUGAACGAGACGGGCUAUUUUUGCCCCGACACAGUGUUACAGACGUAUUUCCAAAACGACAUAUAUGGAAAUUACGUUUGUUUUCCCAAAUCUUCAGUCAACUCUGUGAAAACUACGAUAAUCUAUCCGGCAACAGAGAAGCACAUAGUGAAGUUCAGUCAACAGGAAGUACAUAUUGUAUUAGAGACUCCAGAGCUGUAUAAUAAGCUGACCCUGCCCCAUAUUGAAAAAGAACACUUCAAUUUACAGUGGGUCUACAAUAUUCUAGAAGGCAAAACUGAACAAGACAGAAUAGUACAUAACAACAAGUGUGAAAAGGAAGGCUUUGUAUUGUUACCAGACCUCAAGUGGGAUGGUAUAACUAAGGAAACUUUGUAUCUGUUAGCAAUUGUCCGUCAGAGGGGACUCAAGUCACUGCGAGACUUGAAUGCGAGCCAUCUGCCGCUGCUGAAGAGAAUCAGGGAUGAGGGAAAGAAAAAGAUCCUAGAAAAAUACAAUUUACCAGAUAGCCAGUUGCGGAUCUACUUCCACUACCAGCCUUCCUUCUACCACCUCCACAUUCACUUCACGUACCUCAGGCACGAGGCACCCGGAAUCUAUGUGGAGAAGGCACACUUACUCAGUACCGUCAUCAACAACAUUGAAAUGAUGAGCGACUACUAUCAAAAAGCUUCUUUGCCGUUCACCAUCCGUCAGAUGGACAAUAUAUUUAAUGUUUAUGAAACUAAUGGUUAUAUUCAGAAAGUUGAGCCAAAUAUUGGUAAUACAGAACUCAUUGAUAAGUAAAGUAAUUUAAGAAUUAUUGUACAGUUCAUAACAAGGACUUAUUGUAAGCGAAAAUGUUGAUCAAAAGUAUUUUUAUGGAACUACGCGCUAGGCUAAGGAGUUGCAACGUUUAUAUCACCACUGGGGUGGAUUUUAACAAGAAUUGUAACUUGAAAAUUAGUAUACAAUCAAACUGUAUCGUCAUCAACUAUUAUGAUGAUGGAAAACUGAAGAGACGAGACAGUCUUUCGUCAAUCGAAAGUCUCUCUGAUUGUUAUUCAGAAGACGAGUCCGAUGUGACCUCUGUUAUACCAGUAGAAGAAUUCUGCCAUAUCAUACCAAAUUCCAUGUCUUGUCUCAAAAUCGAAAAGAAUACUAUAUCAUUCAGGAUAUUGACAGAAUCUAAAAAUGGUGGCAAUUUCUACAAUGAACUCCUAAAAUCCAACACAAAUGUGAAUCAUAACAAGAAUGAUAAUGAAUUUAAAGUCAAUAUAAAAGUAGAUGAUGAUCUUAAAAUUGUUUGUUCAAAUUGUUUGAAUGUGAUUUCGAAAGACUUCAUAAAAUUCGAAAGAAUCCUGGAGCUUCCUACUGCUAAUUUGGAUAUGAGUGAGUGGUUCUGUCACGGCCACGGACAUGGCCAUGGGCACGAAACUAAAUUUGAGCCCACUUUAAAAUCCAACAAAAAUGAUUUUCUUUAUCGAUUGACAUAUUUCAUGGUGAACAACACUGUUCUAUCUGAAAAAACGAAUAAAUUUAAUGCCAAGAGAGAAAUCUAUCAUUGCAAUAGAUGUUUGGCCUGGCUGGGGCUGAAGGACAAGACAGAUGUCAAGUUAUUCAACUCUGAAGUCAAAGUAACUCAAGAUAACAUAGAAAAGUCUGCUCUCACUCAUAAAAAUAUACUAAAUGAUAUACAGACAGAUGAUUUCAUAUUUACAAUAGAGAAAUUAAUACAGGAAUUCAACUUGGGCCUUCAAUACACAGUGAUGUGUAAAAUUAUACUGGAAUGUUUAGUAGCAACAAAUAAAAAGCAAUAUUUGUUGAUUUGGGUGAUGGAUAAGGAGCUUCAAGUGCUGAAAAACUCAGGGGAACACAUUGGAAGUGAUAACAUUAGGUUGCAAUCAAGUUUUGUAACAAAAAUUUUAUUUAAGAUUGAGUUUUCGUUGAACGAUGAGGUGGAGUCUUGGAUUGCAGACCCUGCUGUUGUCUCCACGGAUGUGUCAAAGGGCAUGUUCUGCCGCGGAGUGGAACAUCUGCAGAACAUGUCGUUGAAGGUUCCAGAGAUGUUCCGAAACACAAACGGUUUCUGUGUAAGCUAUUUAAAGGUUUAAAUAAAUAAACUGCAAUGGGAA
This is a messenger RNA of Plodia interpunctella (Indianmeal moth), 2373 nucleotides long. It is a transcript of the gene Dcps, whose product is annotated as Decapping enzyme, scavenger. Gene Ontology annotation, molecular function: hydrolase activity; RNA 7-methylguanosine cap binding. The transcript has 4 exons. NCBI's taxonomy places the organism in Eukaryota, Metazoa, Arthropoda, Insecta, Lepidoptera, Pyralidae. The record is from RefSeq and is a predicted model, not a curated record. Bases 20 to 1045 code for a protein of 341 amino acids. Gene Ontology annotation, cellular component: P-body; nucleus. Gene Ontology annotation, biological process: deadenylation-dependent decapping of nuclear-transcribed mRNA.